AUGGCUUCUUUUCCAACAAUCUUCUUGCGCGUCCUUGUUUCCAUGAGACCCUUUCUUUCCUCCAAGUCUUUUCUAAUUCCUGCUUGUGUUUUGGGUAUUUGGAAGUUGUUGCACCGCAUCAAUUCACACCUCUCCACCCGGAGUUUGAACAACUUCCAGACGGACAAGUCGUGGGACUGGACAAAGGAGAUUGUCCUCAUAACUGGCGGCUCCAAUGGCAUCGGUGCUGAAAUUGUGCGCAGACUUUCAGAUCGUGGAGUAGCGGUAGUCAUUUGGGAUAUUGCUUCACCUCCGGCUGAGCUACUCGAACAACCCUCAGUGCAAUACUAUCACGUCGACGUGACAUCGGAGGAGUCAAUCCUAUCAGCCGCUCGGCAAGUCCGAGCGGACCUGGGUGAUCCUUCCAUUCUGAUCAACAAUGCGGGCAUAGCGAUAGCAGAAAACAUUGUCGAGGAGAAUAUACAGCACCGAAAGCUUCAGUUUGAAAUCAAUGUGUUCGCCCAAAUGCGACUCGUUCAAGAAUUUCUUCCUGCAAUGGCCAAGCGCAACCAUGGUCAUAUCGUGACCAUGGCAAGCGCAUCAAGCUUCAUCUCAACUACACAGCUUGUCACCUAUGCCAGUACCAAAGCAGCCAUUAUGGCCUUCCACGAAGGCGUUGCUCAGGAAUUACGUAUGCGCUACAAUGCUCGGCGGGUCAGAACAACCAUCGUCUUUCCUCACUAUGUCCGCACUGAUAUGGUCAAGAAGCUUACCACACUGCACGACUUUCCGGAGCUCCUUCUCGAGCCCGAGUAUGUGGCCGACCAAGUGGUGAAGCAAGUAUUGAGUGGCGAUGCCGGCAGACUCAUUUUGCCUCCAAGCAACUCUUGGUUAACGUACCUACGGGCUCUGCCACCGUGGUACAUGUAUCGUAUCCACUCGAUGGACCCUGAUGUAUACAAACCGCGCGCGUAG
Messenger RNA from Penicillium mononematosum, 954 nucleotides. Its product is annotated as short chain dehydrogenase/reductase-like protein. The record is from RefSeq and is a predicted model, not a curated record. Lineage: Eukaryota; Fungi; Ascomycota; Eurotiomycetes; Eurotiales; Aspergillaceae. The transcript is spliced from 3 exons. Bases 1 to 954 code for a protein of 317 amino acids. Gene Ontology annotation, molecular function: oxidoreductase activity, acting on the CH-OH group of donors, NAD or NADP as acceptor.